This is a messenger RNA of Trifolium pratense (red clover), 1476 nucleotides long. RefSeq names its product monoacylglycerol lipase ABHD6-like. NCBI's taxonomy places the organism in Eukaryota, Viridiplantae, Streptophyta, Magnoliopsida, Fabales, Fabaceae. The transcript has 4 exons. The coding region runs from base 185 to 1147 and encodes 320 amino acids. Gene Ontology annotation, molecular function: catalytic activity. The record is from RefSeq and is a predicted model, not a curated record.
GUCUUUGCCAACUCAAUCUUCCACUCCUUCAAGCUUCAACCACUCUAUUAUUAGAGACCCAUCAUUCCGUUACUCUCUUCCUUAAUUACGCAAUCACUUUCUAAAUCAAACUUCAACAACACACUAAUUAGUAACUCUAUAUAAAUUAAAUUCCACACAAAAAACAAGAUUAGAAGAAACAAAAAUGGGUAUUAGUAGCAGAUGUUUCAGCUUCACUACAUGGAGUGACAGAUGGUUCCGUCACUCAUUCUCCAAAUCCGGCUUAAAAUCAACCACCACCGAUCUCGGCGACGGAACCGUCAUGCAUUGUUGGGUUCCAAAAACACUGAAAAAACACAAACCUUCUCUUAUUCUCAUUCACGGAAUCGGUGCCAACGCAAUGUGGCAAUGGAACCGUUUCAUUUCACAAUUCACGCGCCACUUCAAUGUCUACGUACCCGACUUGGUUUUCUUCGGGGAUUCAACCACGGCCCGACCCGAAAGAUCUGAACAGUUUCAAGCUAAGUGUGUUAUGGGUUUGUUGGAGGGUCAUGGUGUGACUAGAAUGAGUGUGAUUGGGUUGAGUUAUGGUGGAUUUGUGGCGUAUAGUAUGGCGGCGAUGUUUCCGGAGAAGGUGGUGAAAUUGGUGGUUUGUUGUGCUGGAGUUUGUAUGGAAGAUAAGGAUAUGGAUGAUGGGUUGUUUCAGGUGAAAAGUGUUGAUGAAGCUGUUAGUGUUUUGUUGCCUCAGACACCAGAAAUGAUUAAGGAGUUGGUUAACCUUACUUUUUUUAAGCCUAUUAGAACCUUGCCUAAUUGGUUUCUUAAUGAUUUCAUUGAAGUGAUGUGUAUAGAACACCGCCAGGAGAAGAAAGAACUAAUCCAAGCACUGCAUAAGGACAGAAAUUUGUCUAAUCUUCCCAAGAUAACCCAACCUAUGUUAAUUAUCUGGGGAGAACAUGACCGUGUAUUCCCAUUGGAAUUAGCACACCGAUUAAAACGACAUGUGGGAGAGAAGGCAGAAGCAGAACUAGUGGUAAUUGAGAACGCAGGACAUGCAAUAAACGCAGAGAAGCCGAAAGAAUUGUACAAGAAUUUGAAAUCCUUCCUCAUUGAUCCCUUCACAACUUCUAAACAAGAAAACCACAGCAAUGGUCCUAAGGUGGAGUAGAAAGUUUAAGCCUGAGAAUUAGAACAAGUUCUCUGCAUUAUUGAUUAUGUAGUAUAAGAUUAGCAAUGAUCAACAACUACUGCUAUAUCUACUAGUAGUAUUUUAUUUGCAUGUGCAACUCAAAUACUCAAUGGAAAAAAAAUAUGGGUUUUCAUUUUACUUUUUUUGGUCAAUAUAGAUAUUCAUAUACUCUUGUUGUUAAUGUAUUGCAAAAUGCAUGUGCAGAAUGCUGAAUGUAACCAAAAUAAAAAAAAUGCUGAAUGUGUAGCCUCAUACUCAUAAAUAUUCCAUUCAUACUCAUUGGAAAAAAACAUAAUGGUUGCUGUUAA